Molecule: messenger RNA, 4605 nt
Organism: Pan troglodytes (chimpanzee)
Lineage: Eukaryota; Metazoa; Chordata; Mammalia; Primates; Hominidae
Gene: TTC7A
Product: tetratricopeptide repeat domain 7A
Exons: 21
Coding region: 740-2959 (739 amino acids)
Biological process (GO): protein localization to plasma membrane; phosphatidylinositol phosphate biosynthetic process
Cellular component (GO): plasma membrane
Molecular function (GO): protein binding
Source: RefSeq, a predicted model, not a curated record
GUGGCAGCAGCUGCAGCGGCGGCGGCGGCGGCGGCGGCAGCGCCAGGAGCUGCUACAGCAGAGGCGGAGGUUGCUCCUGUACGCGUACGGGCCGCUCGGCCGGAGCCGCAGCCCGGAGGCGCCGGGCGGUGCGCUGGGUGCUGGUGCUGCUGCUGCUGCUGCUGCUGCCCACCCUCCGCCGCCCGGGCCCCCGCUGCCGCCCGGGCCCCGGCUGCCGUCUGCGCCCCCGUCGACCCCGCCCGCGAGUGCGCCCCAGCCAGGACGCCGCCCCCGGCCGGGUCUCCACUUCUUGGCCGCACCUUCCAUGACAGCGCCCGCGAGAAGAUGGCUGCGAAGGGCGCGCACGGCUCCCACCUGAAGGUGGAGAGCGAGCUGGAGCGCUGCCGCGCCGAGGGCCACUGGGACCGCAUGCCGGAGCUGGUCCGGCAGCUGCAGACGCUGAGCAUGCCCGGCGGCGGAGGUAACAGGCGAGGCAGCCCGAGCGCAGCGUUCACCUUUCCGGACACCGAUGACUUUGGGAAAUUGCUGCUGGCUGAGGCCCUCCUGGAGCAGUGUUUGAAGGAGAACCAUGCCAAAAUAAAAGACUCCAUGCCUUUGCUGGAGAAGAAUGAGCCGAAGAUGAGCGAAGCCAAAAAUUAUCUAAGCAGUAUCCUUAACCAUGGGAGGCUCUCGCCACAGUACAUGUGUGAGGCCAUGCUGAUCCUGGGCAAACUGCAUUACGUGGAGGGCUCAUACCGAGAUGCCAUCAGCAUGUACGCACGGGCCGGGAUUGAUGACAUGUCCAUGGAGAACAAGCCCCUGUAUCAGAUGCGGCUGCUGUCGGAGGCUUUUGUCAUCAAAGCAUGCCUCCGGCUUCUUGGGGGAACACAGUCCCGGUGGUCAGAGGUCCUGCAGGGGAGGCCUCUCUCUGGAACGCCUACCCAACUCCAUCGCCUCCCGCUUCCGCCUGACAGAGAGGGAGGAGGAAGUGAUCACCUGUUUUGAGAGGGCCUCCUGGAUCGCUCAGGUGUUCCUGCAGGAAUUGGAGAAGACCACAAAUAACAGCACGUCGAGGCAUCUGAAAGGCUGUCACCCGCUUGACUAUGAGCUCACCUACUUCCUGGAAGCCGCCCUCCAGAGCGCCUAUGUGAAAAACCUGAAGAAAGGGAACAUCGUGAAGGGCAUGAGAGAGCUCCGGGAGGUGCUGCGGACUGUGGAGACCAAAGCAACUCAGAACUUCAAAGUGAUGGCGGCCAAGCACCUGGCGGGGGUCCUGCUGCACUCCCUGAGUGAGGAGUGCUACUGGAGCCCCCUGUCCCACCCUCUGCCUGAGUUCAUGGGCAAGGAGGAGAGUUCUUUCGCCACUCAGGCCCUGCGGAAACCUCACCUCUAUGAAGGAGACAACCUCUACUGCCCCAAGGACAACAUCGAGGAAGCCCUCCUGCUCCUCCUCAUCAGCGAAUCCAUGGCAACUCGAGAUGUGGUGCUGAGCCGGGUGCCGGAGCAGGAGGAGGACCGGACAGUGAGCUUGCAGAAUGCCGCAGCCAUCUAUGACCUCCUGAGCAUCACGUUGGGCAGAAGGGGACAGUACGUCAUGCUCUCGGAGUGCCUGGAGCGAGCCAUGAAGUUUGCGUUUGGAGAAUUUCACCUUUGGUACCAGGUGGCCCUCUCCAUGGUGGCUUGUGGGAAGUCAGCCUACGCUGUGUCCCUGCUGCGGGAGUGUGUGAAGUUGCGGCCCUCGGACCCCACCGUGCCCCUGAUGGCCGCGAAGGUCUGCAUCGGGUCCCUUCACUGGCUAGAGGAAGCAGAGCACUUUGCCAUGAUGGUGAUCAGCCUCGGAGAGGAAGCUGGGGAGUUCCUCCCCAAGGGCUACCUGGCUCUGGGUCUCACCUAUAGCCUGCAGGCCACCGACGCCACCCUGAAGUCCAAGCAAGAUGAAUUGCACCGGAAGGCACUGCAGACGCUGGAGAGGGCUCAGCAGCUGGCGCCCAGUGACCCCCAGGUCAUCCUCUAUGUCUCGCUGCAGCUGGCCCUCAUCCGACAGAUCUCCAGUGCCAUGGAGCAGCUGCAGGAGGCCCUGAAGGUACGCAAGGAUGAUGCCCACGCCCUCCACCUGCUGGCACUGCUCUUCUCUGCCCAGAAGCACCACCAGCAUGCCCUGGAUGUUGUCAACAUGGCCAUCACCGAGCACCCUGAGAACUUCAACCUGAUGUUCACCAAGGUGAAGCUGGAGCAGGUGCUGAAAGGCCCAGAGGAAGCCCUCGUGACCUGCAGACAAAUGCUGAGGCUGUGGCAGACCCUGUACAGCUUCUCCCAGCUGGGAGGCCUAGAAAAGGAUGGCAGCUUCGGUGAGGGCCUCACCAUGAAGAAGCAGAGUGGCAUGCACCUGACUUUGCCUGAUGCCCAUGAUGCAGACUCUGGAUCCCGGCGGGCUUCGUCCAUCGCCGCCUCCCGGCUGGAGGAGGCCAUGUCAGAGCUGACUAUGCCCUCUUCGGUCCUGAAGCAGGGCCCCAUGCAGCUGUGGACCACGCUGGAACAGAUCUGGCUGCAGGCUGCUGAGCUGUUCAUGGAGCAGCAGCACCUCAAGGAAGCAGGUUUCUGCAUCCAGGAGGCGGCGGGCCUCUUCCCCACUUCUCACUCAGUACUCUAUAUGCGGGGCCGGCUGGCUGAGGUGAAGGGCAACCUGGAGGAGGCCAAGCAGCUGUACAAGGAGGCGCUCACGGUGAACCCAGAUGGCGUGCGCAUCAUGCAUAGCCUGGGUCUGAUGCUGAGUCGGCUGGGCCACAAGAGCUUGGCCCAGAAGGUGCUUCGUGAUGCCGUGGAGAGGCAGAGUACGUGCCACGAGGCGUGGCAGGGCCUGGGCGAGGUGCUGCAGGCCCAGGGCCAGAACGAGGCUGCCGUUGACUGUUUCCUCACCGCCCUUGAGCUGGAGGCCAGCAGCCCUGUGCUGCCCUUCUCCAUCAUCCCCAGAGAGCUCUGACGACGCUGCAGCCGCAGGGAGGGAGGGGCUGGCCAGAGGGAGAGGCAGCAGGGAACGUGGGUCAGGGUGGGGCAACAGUGGCAUCAGGUGCGGGGCCUCAGGGAAAUACGUGUUUAGUGAACGCCUCUGCAGCUGCAGCCCUCGUUAUCUUGGCUGGGCCAAGAGGGCCUUCCUGGAUUUCUUUGUUGGUGCCUUGGGAAACAGUCUGACUUGAACCCUAAGUGCCUUUGGAGAGUUUUGUGGUGACCAGACUUGCUCCCCAAGAGCUGGGCAGCAGGGAGCCUCACAGCUGUCCUUCACCCUCACCCAUGCCUCUGGCUUGGGGUCUGGGGGGGUCUCACUCCCCACUCUCAGCACAGUACAGACUUCUGGAUCUCUCUCAGGUCUUGCCCAGGGCAGUCACAAUGUGAAGAAACUGCGGGCAAGUGGGAAGACUAUGAGAUUUCUGGGUUCCCUUCUCAGACUUGGAGUUAGUAGAUGAUUCCUGCAUUGCCCCUCCUUGCCCCCUGAGACCAGCUGGGCCCCACCUUGCUCUUUCCCCCUGCUACCAAGUGCCUUUGGGGCCUCUGGGGUCUGACCAGGGGUACUGAGCACCCGCCCUAACACUUCCAUUUCCACCCACCCCAUCUCCCUGGAAAUAUGCUCCAGCCCAAGCAGCCUCCGUAGGCUUUAGAUCCUGUGGUUGCUAGAUCCAGUCCUUUCUAAUACCCUGAGUCAACACAUUACUUCUGCAGGUCUUAGGCUACAAUGCAGGUCCCUUGAGGGCCACCAACAUGGAGGUAGGCAGUUUCUAGGACUGUCCCCAGUACAUCUCACCACCCACAGCCCUUUUUUUGCCUUGAUUCGAGCCUCACCCUGGCCUUUUGGCUUCCCCUGCCUGAGAGAGACCUGAGGAGGGGACAGAGCCCAGCCCCUCUCCUGUGGCUGAGCAGGCCGGUGUGUCCAUGACACCUGUCUUCCGGGCCUGGGGGCUGUGGGUGUAUGUCCUCCCUACUGGCUUCCCCGGCCCCUGCUGCAUGAUGCUCUUGGAACUCUUCCCCAAGGAGUCAGUCCCCCAGGCCUAUCAGGGAAUCCUUUUGUAUCUGCACUUUGGGUUUUAGUUUCAAAGCUCCAUCAGGUACAGCUUGCAUUUCAGGAUGUGUGGAAAGCUCGGGUGAGGGCUGCCCUGGUUCAUCAUAGCUCCACCUUCCUCGGAAGGAGUGGGCUGUUGGAGACCCCCCCAUCCAUGGCACACUAGCUCAGCACUGCAUGUCCCGAGAUGAUUCCCAAGACAGCUGGUGCCUCCUGGCUUUCCUGCGCCAGGCCAAGGGGCACCACAGAGGACCCUGGAUCCUUUGCCUCUUCUUGGUUGAAGGAUCUCUAUGUAUGUGUGUAUAUAAAUUUAGUUUUUUAUCUAUAUAUAUAAAAUAGAGAUCUAUUUUUUUUCUGGAAUUCUGUUAGAAAAGUAAAGAAAAAGCAAAUGCUGUUGGUUUAUCUCAGGGUGCCCAAAGUAGUUGUAGUCAAUUUUUGGUACUAGGAAAGGCACCCAAUGCAUUUCCUGACUUUUAAGCAUUUCCUUGUUGGAAGCAGCAGAGGGCCAGGCCAAGUUGCUGACAGUGACUUUGCAGGUUGAAUAAAGAAACCCUCGGAGGGGAAGCAGGCUUGUC